CCUCGGAGGGACUGAAGACUUCUCUAACUUUGCACCGGAAACUGAGAGAUUCUCUUUCUCACACUGACAAGAUGUAAAGGAGAGGAUGCUGCAACAUCAGUCCCAGUGGACUGUCGAUGAACUUCAGAAUCACCUGUAUAAUCAGCAGUGACGCCAUGGAGACAGACUCCGCUCAUAACCUGACUUCACCCGAUGUGUCAUUGCUGCAGCAUAAUAUGACGAAUUCAUGUGACUACAUGUCUUCCUCAACUUCGCAGUACCAGAAGAAAGUGAUCCCCGCCUUCUACAGCCUCAUCUUCUUACUGGGUUUUUUUGGUAACAUGCUGGUGUUGUGCGUGCUAUAUCACAGUUCAGGCCGAAGAACCGUAGCCAACACGUAUCUGAUGAAUCUAGCCAUGUCGGACUUGCUGUUCCUGAGCUCUUUGCCAUUCUGGGCUGUGUAUUAUUCGCUGGAUUACAACUGGGUUUUUGGGAAGAUUAUGUGUAAGCUGUGUGGGGGUUUGGUCACUAUAAACGUCUACGCUAGUAUCUUUUUCAUCACCUGUAUGAGUGUGGAUCGAUAUCACGCCAUUGUCUACCCCCUGCACUCUCAGAGCAGUAGGAGCAUCAACCGGGCCAGAUGCGUCAGCGCCAUCAUUUGGGUCGUUGCGGCUCUGACCACGCUGCCAACAGUUGUGUUCCGUGACAUACACACUCUUCCCAGUUACAACGUCACGGCUUGUGUCAUUUAUUACCCCAGCUCCAUCUGGCAAACUGGGUUAACUCUUGCAAAGAACAUCCUUGGAUUCUUCUUGCCGUUUGUUGUCAUAGCUACUUGCUACAGCCUAAUAGCCGUGCACCUUUUGGCCACCCCGAACCACCUGGAGCAAGACUCUGGCCGAUUGGUCCACGUGUUGCGUUUGGUGGCUGCCGUGGUAUUGGCGUUUUUCUUUUGCUGGUUCCCAUUCCACGUGCUGGCGUUUCUCGGAGCUCUGGUAGAGCUGGGGGUGGAGUGGGAUUGUUGGAUGCUCCAAGUAAUGCAUAAACUCCUGCCAUUCUUCCUCUGCCUCGGCUUUUCCAACUCUGCCAUAAACCCUUUCCUGUACUGUUUUGUGGGAAAUCACUUCCGGGAGAAGCUGUGGCAGCUUUACGGGGGUAUGCUGACACAGAAAAGAGAUUCUAUCAGCACAAGACUGUCUUCCUUCUCCAGGAAACUGAGUGACUUCAAAGAGACCGUGCCUAUGGAGAUUCUUGAGCAGCAGAGCAGCCCAUAGUGAAAUCUCGUGAAGCUGUAACCUUUACAUGCUAUCAUUACAAACUACUGAGGACCAUGGCCCUGUACCAAAUGGCACACUUCAUAUCAUGAGCACCCCCUUUGUGGUCGAUAUGCGCCCUCGAUGAGCACUUUUGCCAAGCCCACACUGAAGCGGGCUCCGCAGCAAACUUCUUCCCAACAGUCAAAGCGGCGUUACGUCACGAAAGUUUUUAGGGUGCCAUUUGGGACAGGGCCUAUGUCAACAGUCAGCAUCAGUCAAGUCUAUUUCCAUGGCCUGCCACUUGUUCAGGAUAAUCAGUUCAGAUGAUAUUGGUGGUUGAUUACCUUAUUUCUAAUUAUGCAGGGGUUGUGAUUAGCCCCACCAUCUACAAAUAACAUUUGGUUACAUAAUAAAAUGUAAAAAUAUAGCCCAAAUUUUAUUCUUGUGUUGUUCAGACUCUAUCCAGGAUGAGGAACUUCCUGAUUUUUCUGCACAAAUCAUAGAUGAUAAAAAAUGUUUUUGA
Molecule: messenger RNA, 1758 nt
Organism: Rhinichthys klamathensis goyatoka
Lineage: Eukaryota; Metazoa; Chordata; Actinopteri; Cypriniformes; Leuciscidae
Gene: agtr2
Product: angiotensin II receptor, type 2
Exons: 3
Coding region: 117-1253 (378 amino acids)
Biological process (GO): G protein-coupled receptor signaling pathway; immune response
Cellular component (GO): membrane
Molecular function (GO): G protein-coupled receptor activity
Source: RefSeq, a predicted model, not a curated record